AUGGGCACCCUCGUCGGGCACGUCGCGCCAGGCGCCGGCUUCCUCCUUAUCGGCCUGUGGCAGUUGUUCAGCCACAUCCGACUCUUCUUGCUGCGGCCGGGCUCCUACGCGGCGCCGCUGGUCAUCGGUCCGGAGAAGCACCAGCCAUUCGACGACGACGGCACCAUCCCGCCCAACCACCUCCACAACUUCGAGCACGCGUCCAUCUCGCUGGCGCUGCUCCUCUUCGCCGCGGUCACCAUCCACAUGUACCGGGUCUGGGCGCCCAUGCGUGAGGCGGUGUCGCAGCUCGUGGCCGCCGCGGCGUUCGCGCAGCAGCUGCUCAUCUUCCACCUCCACUCGGCGGACCACAUGGGCGUGGAAGCUCAGUACCACUGGCUGCUGCAGACGGUCAUCGCCGUCACGCUCGCCACCACGCUGCUCGGGAUCCCCUACCCGCGGAGCUUCGUGGGCUGCUUCCUCAACUACGAAGAAGGACACGAAGUUGUCCGGUGCCGCACUGACGAGGCGCUCUACCGCGCCAAGUCGCUCGUCAACCUGCAGUUAGUUCAGCUGGUACCUCACCGGCACAGUGGUACUCGUCGUCGUGCUCUACCUCCAGUUGGCCAGGCUCUACCCCGAGGAGCCACGCUGCGUGCCGCUGGUGAGGGGAAACAGCGGUGGGGUUGGUGUCAACAGCGAUGGCGGGUUCAGAUUGGGGAGGAUGAACACGACGGCGAGGACGACCUUGAGGCCGUGAAACGUGCCUCCGGGCACCAGAUAGGUGGAGCAAAGGCCAUGGAGGUCGAGAGGUGA
Messenger RNA from Miscanthus lutarioriparius, 795 nucleotides. NCBI's taxonomy places the organism in Eukaryota, Viridiplantae, Streptophyta, Magnoliopsida, Poales, Poaceae. The record is from the annotation of a GenBank genome assembly.